UUAUCUGCAAUGAGCAUCCUUUGGCUUAUAGCUACUCUGCUACUUCUGCAGUCCUGUGCUCCAGGUGUCUGCAUGCGUCAUGGUAUCGUUGGCGGAGAUGUCUCCAUUCCACACAGCCGACCAUAUAUGGUUUACAUUCGUGACUCGGUAACAAGAAUAUCAUGUGGUGGAUUUUUGAUAAGAGAGGACUUUGUGCUGACAGCCGCCCACUGCAAUUCUAAUCAUCUCCUGGUGUAUUUGGGGGUCAGCAACACACACCAUUUACCUGUUGGUGUGGCAGUGCAUCCCAUUCCACAUCCAAAUUUCAAUAAGAAACAACCAGGUCAUGACAUCAUGCUUCUCAAGCUUCAAACCCCAGCAACUUUGAACAACACCGUGAAAACCAUCGCAUUGCCAAAAACUGAAAAUGAGGAAAUCUCAAAGAACUGCAUGGUCAUUGGUUGGGGCAGUCAGGAUUACAUUAUUAAUUCUCCAUCACGGCUCCUCAAAGAAGUAAACGUGACUCUCUUAGACUCCAAAAACUGUGCCCCAACUGACACCAUAUGCACUGAGGGAAAUUAUGGGCCUACAUUGGGAGACUCUGGGGGACCACUUGUUUGUGGAGAUGUUGUCCACGGCAUUGUAUCUUAUUACGUAAAUGAGUCAUAUAACAUCUAUCGCUCAAGGUACACCCAUAUUGCCCAAUACCUUACAUGGAUUCGUCAAGUCAUGAAGAAUUCUUAUCGGCUACAACAUGAAACAUGGAAGGGGAAGCUGGAUAAACUCAUAUAAUAUGUUUGCUUUCAAUAUUGAGCCAUUUAAUAAUGGGCUGCAUGUCCUCUGCAUUAUAUACAAAUUGCAAAUUUAAAAUAAAGUCUAAAUCAUGCAUUACCCUAAGUCUGUUCAAAUGCAUUUAACAUUUUCUGUGUCAUGCUUAUAUUUACAUAUAAAAUGACUAUGCCGUGUUGGUCUCCACUGGUCUCCAGAUCUGCAAGUGUAGCCUGUGGGUUUACAAAAUCUUUAUGUAUUUAUUUGCAAAGGCUACAAAAGGAUACAUUUGAUCUCAGUAAUCAUAUUACACUGCAAGAUUUAAAAGACUUUGUAUCUAUACACUACCAUGUGCCACUUUAUUAGGUAUACCUUUAUGCUUUACGCUUGUUAUUGCAACAAUCUGAUCAAUCUCUCAGAAAACGAAUGUAUACUUCGCUUUUACACAAUUCUUAUUAACCUAAUGAUUUUCUCUUAAUUUUGUCAUGCGAUUAUUGCAGGUCUUAUCACUAAAGUGUGGUUACGUUUUGAAACAGCAAAAGCUUAGAAGCAAUAAGAAAGGUCUUCCUUUCAAUGGUCUCAAAUCUCAGUGCUGUUGCAUCAGUAAAACUGAUCUAAAAGCAGCAGUGCAAUUUCUAACAUUAUCUUCCUGAUAUGCAUCUCUGGAAUCACUGUAUAAAACACAAAGAUGACUCCUCAGUAGGCCACAGAGCUUGACUGAGCUGAAACUGCAAUGAGCAUCCUUUGGCUUAUAGGUGUUCUGCUACUGCUGCAUUCCUGUGCUACAGGUAAACAAAAACUCCACUUCCUGUAUGCAUGAGACUUCAGUAAUUACAUUAGACGUUUUUUUAGAAAAUGCAUUUCCUUAGAACUGACUGUCAUCAAAAGUAAUGUACUCAUAAUACUAAAUAUACUAUGAAAAGACCAUGAAUUUGUUUUCCCCCAUGCAAAAUAUCUUAUGAGUUUGCUUUUGCUUAUAUUACACAUACACAAUGAGAAGAGCAAAAGGUUUGUAGAUGCUCAGUGUAAAAUGCUUGACUUACAAGAUCAUGCAUCAUGGUAUCAUUGGCGGAGAUGUCUCCAUUCCAUAGAGCCGACCAUAUAUGGUUUACAUUCGUAACUCCAAAACAAAUGAAUUAUGUUACUUUUUUUGGUAAGAGAGGACUUUAUGAUGGCAGCCGCCCAUUGCAAUUAGUGAAAUUAUUUAGAACAUGACCUUUGUCAUCAAAAGCUGCAGUGUUGGGAGGUCACUACAACUAACUGAACAAGAUGCUUAUUUUCAGACAGUCUGCUUCCACAAGUAAAAAUCGACAUUCUUAAACUAUUUUUACACUCAUCGACCACUUUAUUAGGAAUUCCUGUACCUGUAAUAAAAUUAUUGAAUCAGCCAAUCGUGUGGCAGCAGUGUAAUGUAUCUGAUUUUCAAAUUAUUUUUGCUUAUAACGAAUAAUGCUUGGAUUAAACUCAGUGCAGGUUGGUUUGGUUAAUGGCUUAAAACUCUUUUAUGAAGGAUUUUAUAAUAUCCUUAUGGAAAAAUGAAUGGCAAAAAUAGUCUAGGAUUGUAGAUGACUGAAAAAGUGGGUGGGAACUUUUGCGCUAUAUUAAAUGUCUACAUUACGGCAGGGAAAGGUGAAAAUGUGCCGUUUACUGAAACCUAUUCAUUAACAUGCUUAUUUUCACAUAAUCUGCAAUGGCAUUACUUAAAUUGAACUAAUACAUUGAAUAUACUUUUAUUGUACAAGAUGAUACUACAGUAUCAAUUUAGCAAAUUAGUUCUGUAGACCUCACACAGUGGCCUCUAUGAUCCCUAAUAAUUUUGAGUUCUCUUUAGUCAUCUCCUGGUGUAUUUGGGGGUCAGCAACACACACCAUUUACCUGUUAUAUACAAAAUUCAAUAGGAGACAACCAGGUCAUGACAUCAUGCUUCUAAAGGUACCAUAUAAUGUUUAACAUUUAACACAAGCAUUACCUAGUAACAACAGAUUAUAAUUUCACCCCAAUUAAUAAACUGAAAUUAGCUAAAUUUAUUUUAACAUCAGACAAACUCAUUACAGAUGUAGAUCUGCUCAAAAAUAAUUUCCCUUCAGCAACUUUGAACAAGACCAUGAAAACCAUCGCAUUGCCAAAAACUGAAAAUGAGGAAAUCUCAAAGAACUGCAUGGUCAUGGGUUGGGGCUGUCAGGAUUAUAUUAAUUCUACAUCAUGGGUCCUCAAUGGGUAGGUCCUCCUCAGGUCUCCAAGACUCCAUGAACUGUGCCCCAACUGACACCAUAUGCACCGAGGUGUAUUGUGGGCCUUCAUUGGUGUGUAUUUCAUGUGAAACAUCUCAUUUGAUUUAAACAUUUUAGUGUAUUUUGACAAUUAUGGAUAAUCAAGUCCAACUUCUCAUCAAGGAGACUCUGGGGGACCACUUGUUUGUAGAGAUGUUGUAUCUUAUUACAUACUGUUUUCAAACAGCUUCUGCAGUUCAGGGUGCCCUACCAUUGUGUCCUUGAGCAAGGCACUUAACUCCAGGUUGCUCCGGGGGGAUUGU
Messenger RNA from Xyrauchen texanus (razorback sucker), 3280 nucleotides. RefSeq names its product granzyme-like protein 1. Gene Ontology annotation, biological process: proteolysis. The transcript has 5 exons. Gene Ontology annotation, molecular function: serine-type endopeptidase activity. The coding region runs from base 10 to 771 and encodes 253 amino acids. The record is from RefSeq and is a predicted model, not a curated record. Lineage: Eukaryota; Metazoa; Chordata; Actinopteri; Cypriniformes; Catostomidae.